Messenger RNA from Trichogramma pretiosum, 6064 nucleotides. RefSeq lists its product as uncharacterized. The transcript is spliced from 17 exons. The record is from RefSeq and is a predicted model, not a curated record. Lineage: Eukaryota; Metazoa; Arthropoda; Insecta; Hymenoptera; Trichogrammatidae. Bases 525 to 5864 code for a protein of 1779 amino acids.
CAUAAUUAAUUUUGGAAUUUAAGAAGUAUAUACAUUUUUGUUAUGAAAUUUGUGAAAAAAUUUGACUUAUGUUGCUUAGUGAAGUAAUCAGAAUUUUAAUGUUAAAGGUAAAGAAAAUUAGUGAUAUACUUAUACGUUUAAGCAUAAUCACCACAGUCAUUUUUUUUAGUAUCGCAUCGAACAUUUCACAAAUUACAAUUCAUUCACUAAUCGCUCUCAAAUAAAAUAUUUUAAAGAAUAACAUUUCAUUUUUGUAUUUAUUUUAGGAUUUGUUAUACAAUAAUAUUUUUUAAUUUCGUUUAGAUUAUAUUUAAAUUUUUAAAAGAUGAGAAUUCUCGGAAUGUUACUGAAAUACUCGUACUUGAAUUGAUUACACGAUACUAUUACACGUGAUUGAAUAAGGAAAACAAACAAAGUAGGGAUGACUCUCAGAAGAAUUUGGAAGAGCAUCAUAGUGUGAAAGUUCAGUAUGUGUACUGAUAAGUUUACAGUAGUGCGAAUGCUUAGGAUAAGAGUAAAAUAAAAUGAAAUUAGUUCAUUGUGUUAUUUUUUUUCUGUUUUGUGUGUUUUGUGCGUUUCAAGCAAGUAAUGCAGUAAUAAAUCGAGAAGAACUGACAAUAAAAGGGGUGUAUUCAUGGAAAGACCCAAAAUUACCUUCAGAUAUGAGAAAUUGGGAAGUUAUUACACAUUUUGAAAGUAUAUAUUUGGCUGGUUUUAACGAUACUUCCUUGGACCUAUAUCGUUUGGACAUUUAUACAGAUACUUUAUCUCAUGUAGAUAAGAUAUCUAUAACUGAAAAUAUCACAGCAUUAAAACUUGCUGUUGUGCACAAAAAAGAUAUUACCGAAGAUCACAAUCAAAUUAUUUUGAUUUUAAGUGUAAAAUCACACGAUAAUGGGCAAGAUUUAAAGUGGUUUUAUUUGAAAAAUGAUACAAUCGUACCGCUUGUAGUAGAAUAUUUAGCAAAUUUAAAAAAUAUUCAACAUUAUCAAUAUCUUGAUUUUGAAAACCAACAUAAAUUUAUUACAGCACGGAAUGAUUCAAUUACCGGUAAAGUAGAUCUCUCUAUAAUUGAAAUAUAUGAUGUUAUAUUUGAUGGUGAUUCCGUAAUUUUUCGGUAUUGUUUCCAAUUUCGAAUACCUGAAAUAGUUAACAUCAAAAUUUAUAAUACAAAUGAAGGCAAGGUUAGAAUUAUUCUUAUCACGAAAAAUCAUGUUAUUUUACAAGAGUAUAAGCAUGAAGAUAUGGAGAAAUGUAAUCUAAAAUUAGGGGAAAAAAUAAUUAUAACGGGGUCCAUUGAUGCUAUUUACUUUGAAAGUGGGCACAAACAUUACGUAGCUUCUUGGGGUAAUACAACAGAAAUGUUCGAAUUAAAUAAUAUUGGUUGGCAACCGGUUGUUUCCAUGGAUAAAUUAUUUAGUGUUAUCCAACCAGUAGAACAUAUUUAUAGCUUGCCUAUUGAUACUUAUCGAGAUGAAGUUCUUUUAAUCGUUUAUUCGAAAUUAUUUGGUAUGAUUAUACUCGGUUGGCAAGGGACCGAAUUCAAACAAAUUUUAUCGCAAUUUGAUGUAGAAAAAAGGGAUAGAUCAAACGUAAUCAUAUUGCCAAAAUUUGGCAUUAAAGUGAAUCGUACACUUAUUAAAAUUAAUAUACAAUUGAAUUCAACGUUUCAAAAUAAUUUAUUCGAUGAUUUAAAAAAACAAGAUGUACUAAAUGAAAAAAUAAAUGCAUUUUUUGAAACUGAACUAUGGGAAAUUCCAAUUUCUCAAGAUUCAAAUUCUAUGAGUUAUUUACAAGCUAAUGAAAUUUGGAAUUAUUUUGAUGAUUUUGGAAUAUCUUUUGGAUUUCGCAAUAUUUCAAUAAUCAACUUCAAACAAAAAUAUGAUCAAUCUAUAAAUAUUAGUGUAGAGAUUGAACAAAAUUUAAAUAAAGCAGAGAAUAAAUGGAUUUCUGAAACUUUGGAAUAUUCAUAUUUAGAUUUUCGUGAACAUUUUCAAAUAAAAGGUUCAUUGAUCGUUGAAAAUUUAUUUGUUAAAAACUUGAACGAUUUGCCUUAUCAAAGUUUAUUAGGUUCUUGUAUGGAAUCUAAAAAUCACAAAAUAGUUGGUCGAAAGUCAUUUCCAAUAUUACAAUUAAAAAAUCAAGAUAUGAUAAUAGAACGAAUAAAUGGGUUACCUUUGAAAAAUAUGAAAUUCGUAAAUUCUGAAAGCUAUCAUGUGUCUCGCGUAGAAAAAAUUUCCAGAUUUCAAAUCAAUGGAAAUUUGAAUUUGUCAACGCUUAUGAAAACUAAUUGGAGUAGUAUAAUCAAUAAUUUAGUUUUCAUAAAUCAACCAAAAAUUAUACCUGGGAAAACUCAAAUAUUAAGGGGAACUUCUAUAGAAGCUUUGGAUACCGUUUAUUUAAAUGGACGAGUUUAUCCAUCUGAGUACAUAUUCAAAAGUUUUCCCGAGAUUGCAAUAAUUCAAGGCUCAAAAUCUUUUCAAACUCUUCGGGUCUUAAAUCUUGAAGGAGUGUACACAAUCAACGAAAUAGAUGCUGAUGAUUUUGUUAUUCUCAAUUCUGAUCAAAGCUUAAAUUAUACAAUAUUUUUUGAAAACUUAACUGUGGACGUUAGCCUUGUGAUUCAUGGCAAUAUUACUGGAUUGCCAGAACACGAUAUUAAUCCAGAUUUGACCAUCUUAAACAGUAAUCAAGUAGAUUCAGAUGUAAUGUUCAAUUUUUUAAAUGUUUCUGGACACGUAUACGUUAAAGAAAAUCUAAAUGGAACCCGUUGGAAUAGUUUAGAUGAUUUGUUAUUGAAAAGUCAAAAUAAUUCUAUUAUACAUGGAAAAAAAACAUUUACGAACAAUGUUUAUUUUUCCAAAAGCUUAGCAAUAAAAAAUCAUAUAAUAAAUAACCAUUCAGUACAGGACUUCAUCACAUUGGAUACUGAACAAAACUUACCAAAUUUAGUAAAAAUAUUCGGAAAUAUAUACUUUAAUGAAGUGAGUUACGUCGACUGUGAAAAAUUCGAGAAACGAUUAGUGCAAAUUGUAAAUAAUGGAUUGUGUAUAGAUAAACCCAUAGUGUUUGCAGAUACUCCCAUGGUUGAAAAUUUUUCUUUUUUAUCUUUAAAUGGAAACUUCAAAAACUCAGAAUUCAAUGAAAAAAUGUUCUCAGUUACUAACCACAUGAAAUUUUAUAAUGUUAAAGUGCAUAAAUUAUACGUAAAUAAUCUAGAAUCAAAAUUUAUCAAUGGAAUUAAUUUGAAAAAAUUCUCGAGUGAAAGAAUAUCAAGAUCAAGAACUCAAAAUAUAUCGAGUUUUCUAUUUUUAAAUGAAUUAAAAGUAGAUGUAUUAAAAGUUAAUCUCCUUAAUAAUAUUACGCCAAGAAAUUUUUUCAACAAAAUAAAAAAUAUGAAGUCAUUAAUUGAUAACAUUUAUGGCAACAACUCUCAAGUAGACAAAAUGUAUGUAGAUGGAAAUGUUUAUGUUACAUAUAUCAAUAAUAAAAGUUUACAUGAUUUCGAUUUGAAUAACACAAAAAACUACACUGUACAAGGAGAUUCAUUCAUUGAACAAUUAAUUGUUGGUGAUCUAAUAAAUGGUUUAAAUGUUUCAAAAUUACUGGAAUUUAAAACAAAAGAAUUCCAAUUCAUCUCACAUUUCAUACCAUCGAAAAAAAUCCAUAAAAUGAAAUGCCAUAAUCUAAUUGUAGAGUAUUUAAAUGAACAUUCCACCAAUGAUGUAAUAAACUGUAAUAAAAACCAAACUUUAGCUGGACCAAUAACAAUAAAUGGUCGAACUUGGGUGAAAUCAAUACAUGACACGACACAUAAUCUUGAAAAAUUUUUGUCAGAUCGUUCUGCAGAAUUAGUUGCAAAACUUGACACCAAUUUGUACAAACUUACAGGAAACUUUUUUAUAGACGAUGAUACUUUAAUCGAUUAUCUUGAUGUAUUUGGAAAAAUUCAAAAUAAAAAUAUUUAUGAGUUUGCAGAAGACUUGAUUCCUUCCAGUGCAAAUUCAGUGAAUAUCACUGGCUCUAAAAUAUUUAAUAAUGUUGUUUUUGGAAACAACAUUACAAUCGUAAAAAAAUUGAAUGAGAUUAAUUUGGAACACUUUUAUCAAAACGUAGUAUUUAUUGAACGACCAUUUUUGUUGAAAUCGAAAUUGGAAUUCGCAGAAGACUUGCAACUUGACAGUGACUUUGUUGUUAUAGAUUAUUUACAAGUUUUAACUCUAAAGAGUAUUAAUAUCAGUGGUUUGAUGGUGAACGCGGUUUAUAAAAAUGAUCCAUCUACAAUUCAAGGCAUCGUGUUUCAGGAUGUGGUGUUCCAAUCAAAUUUAUUUAUUGAGUCUUGGAAUGACGUACAUGUUGACAAAUUUUUCCUUCUGAAAAAUAGUUAUGUUAGAAAAAAUAUGACGUUAUUGUGCAAAGAUGCAUCAGUCGUCAACUUAAAAGUGGUUGGAAAAGUGAAUGGAGAAAAUGUCACUGAUUUAUACGAAAAAACAUUUAUGAUAUCUAAGAAUCAAAAUAUUACAGGAAAUAUGUUUUUUUUAAAUAACUCAUAUUUACGAAAAAAUUUGAAUUCUCAUUUUAUUAAUAACGUAAAUAUUGAAAAACUCAUAGUGUUGAAUAGUACCGAUGCAUGGAUAGGCAACUAUGCAUUUAGAAAUUCAAUAACUACAGAAAAAAAUAUAAACAUUUUCGGAAAAUUAAACGGAGUGAAUUUAAAUUAUUGGCUUUCCAACGUUAUUAAUAAGAACUCAAUUACUCCCCAAAGUGUGUAUGGUGAUUGGACAGUUUAUGGAAAUGUGAAUUUAUUGACUCCAAUUUUCAAUGCUAGUAAUAUAAAAGAGCUAUUAGUUUACAACUUCAAUUCAAAAAAACAGAUGAUUUCAAAAAAUGUAUGCCAAACUAUGGAGAAAAUCAAAACAGCUGUUCGAACUUCAUUUCUUAAGUUCAAGUCUUUCGACUAUUUAUUGAUUCAAAAAUUUGAUUACAAAAUUUACAAUUUUUAUAAAUUUGAAUUUAAGAGUUCAAAUUACAUUUUGGUUAAUUUUGAGACACGGAGAGCAACUAUUUUUAUUAUAACUGAUAAAAAUUUGAUUUUUGUAAAUGAUGAAUCCAUGUUCGGAUUAGUGAAGAAGUUCAUCACUUUCAAUAUAGAUGAUAUUCUAUAUAUUGUUACGUAUGAAGAAACACAUUCUAGGAAAGGAUUUGGAAAUGUAUGGAGCUUUGAUACCAAAAUAUUGAAACAUAUGGUACAUCUUGGAAAUAUUUCGGAUAUUACAAAAAUUGGAGUUGAUAGUAUAUUAAUAAGAACUGAUGCAAAAGUUCAAAAAUUGUUGAUAAAAAGUGUUUUGCAAAAAAUGUAUGAUGGAGUAACUGUAACUGUCACCGAAGAAAAAGACAUGCGAUUUUUUUUCAUUGAAAAUCGCACUAUCUUUUUAAGUGAAAAUAUUAUUUACGAAUUUUUUCCAUCAAUGGCAGUUGUGCGCAAUGAACAUUUCAAUAAUAAUUACGUUUCGAUUUAUGGUAAUAAUUUUAAAACCCCUAGAUUAUUACAAAUAAUACACUCAAACCAUCCAAAUUUUAUUACGCUGUUAAACUUCGAAGGGGAUACUGAAAGUUUACUCCUUUUUUUGGAAAACCAGAAAAAAAUUCAAAUUUAUAAGUAUAAGGGUAUCAACGGUUUCAAAUACCACUCUAGUAUUAAAAUUAAAGUAAAUAAGAUGUCAAGUUUCAAAUUGAAAUCGAAGCAAAAUUCAAUUGAAAAACAAUAUUUGGCAGUAGUGCAGGAUUAUAAAUUAAUAAUUCUUGAAGCGAAAAUGUACGGGGAAAAUAUAAGCAUAGAUUGUCAACCCCAUUGUGAUUGUUGAUUGUUAGAGUUAUAUUGUAAGUUUAUUUUAUAGUUUACUAUAAAUAAUUAUUGUUUAGAGUCGUUGAUUGUUUUUUUUAUUAUAAUACUUUAUUGACUUUCAAUGUAGCGUUUGCUGUUGUCAACCUGCAUGUUAAUUGUUAAAAUAUGUUCUGUUGUAAAAGUAUGAAAUAUAACAAAGAAAAUGAAUUUACAAGUUGU